Galendromus occidentalis (western predatory mite) is the source of this 1814-nucleotide messenger RNA. Its product is annotated as calmodulin. Gene Ontology annotation, molecular function: calcium ion binding. The record is from RefSeq and is a predicted model, not a curated record. Lineage: Eukaryota; Metazoa; Arthropoda; Arachnida; Mesostigmata; Phytoseiidae. Gene Ontology annotation, cellular component: myosin II complex. The coding region runs from base 146 to 595 and encodes 149 amino acids. The transcript has 5 exons.
AGGGCGCUGGCUUGCCACUGCAGUUCGGUGGUCGGUCGGGUACAAGUGUCUAUCUGUCCGUUGCCGCUGCCAGCAGAGUCGUGUGAGCUCGCUGCCGCAGGUUACGUUGAUUGUGGUGAUUUUGAAUCCACUGUAAUCGUUAACAAUGGCCGAUCAGCUAACCGAGGAGCAGAUCGCUGAGUUCAAAGAGGCUUUCAGCCUCUUCGACAAGGACGGAGACGGCACAAUCACCACCAAAGAGUUGGGCACUGUCAUGCGUUCCCUGGGUCAGAACCCGACAGAGGCUGAGCUGCAAGAUAUGAUUAACGAAGUCGAUGCUGACGGAAACGGAACCAUCGACUUCCCGGAAUUCCUUACCAUGAUGGCUCGUAAAAUGAAGGACACCGAUUCCGAGGAGGAGAUUCGAGAAGCAUUCCGAGUUUUUGAUAAAGAUGGAAACGGCUUCAUCUCCGCCGCCGAACUCAGGCAUGUGAUGACGAACCUCGGUGAGAAACUAACGGACGAAGAAGUGGACGAAAUGAUCCGAGAGGCCGAUAUCGACGGAGACGGCCAAGUCAACUACGAAGAGUUCGUGACCAUGAUGACAUCAAAAUGAAGGGCGAGGUCCCCAAUCCACCAAAUCGCCGAGGAGCCGGGUUUGAAACUUUUACUGCUAAUAGCCGUCGAGUACUCACAUUCGGAAUCGGACCUGAGAGGAAAAAGUGUUAAUUGAGCCAGGAAAUCACGAAGAGGAUGCCAGGACGACGACGUCGACGACAGCGCCGCCUAAAAGGAGGAGAUGCAUCUUGAGUACCAAAUUUUCUGACGCUAAUCCGAUGAUGGGAAUCAGCGAACUCAUCACGAAAUUCCGGACACAAACGAGAUCAAAACGUCAAAAUUGGAAAUAGAGUUCCCAAAAGCAGCCACAACAGACCCACAACCCUACACAACAAUAUAUAUAUAUAGAGCAAGCAGCAGGCGACUUUAUGGAAGAAUCAUUCGGCUAUACAUGACUGUGUUCACCAUUCCCGCGACGACGACAGCAACAACAAGAACUUGAACCUUUCCUUCAAUCCAUAACGACUCUCAUCAUACCGACAACCGAACCUGACAAUUCCGGUUCUCUACAACAUCUUUACAUCGAUUAUUACCCUCCUGAUAUCUGGAUCAGAAGCGCCGCGGUGUCUGUCGGCUCGCGGCCAGCAGCCCCGGAGUUCUCGCGCGAGAGCGCCUCCAGAAAAGUGUUCAUCUCUUUUUUCGCCAGCCUCCUUUUCUCUGCCCCACGAAUAAUCACUGUGCGAUGACGGCAGCGACGACGGGGACAGCCUCGUUGUUGUAGUUGUUGUCGUUGUUGAAGUCCGUAAUAACAUCAACAAAAAGAGUUGUGCCGGUACUCUCGAAAAAAAUUGGCGCACGCCUGCUAGCUUCAGCUCAACCCAUUCAAGUCGCGUCGUAUCGCGGCGCCUCGCUCUCAACUCUUAUGAUUAUGGAGGAUAGAAUGUCAUACAACAUACCAGCAUCCUGCUACAUGGGACCCCUCCACUAUAAUACGCGGUUUUACCAAAGGGAGAACAACUCAAAUGAACCAACAAGAAUAACAACUACAGCGUAUCACCACCGCCCUCCACCAUCACCUUUGAAGCCCUCUCACUCUUUUUCCUAAUAUUUAUUAUGACGACAAUGCAAGAACCUUAUUUGAUAAGGGGCAUCGAGCGUGCGCUCGCCCUAGCAUGCACGCGCUCGUUUCUCUCGGACCGAUGUCCCAUUGUUCAGUAGUGGAAUCGAUGAAGAAUGUCGAAGAAAUAAAUGACGAAGAACAAACUUUGUAACAGACA